UCUGUCGGUCUGUCGGUCUGGACCUAAUAGCAGCACGAUGUUCAGGACGGUUCUUCUUCUGUGGUCUGUGUCUGUGCUGCUGGUGGAGGGAGACCUGGACAUCAAUGAUGGAGCUGUUCAGGCCAUGUUCACAGAUAAAGACUCUACCUCUGAUGAAGCUCCUACAGAGGGUAUGAAUGCCAUCUCCCCUGACCAGUCUGAUACAAGCAGCACCAGUGUGGAAGCUGGACAAGAUGCAGCCAAUCAUAUCCCUGGACCUGAUGUCACUGUUGGGAGCAGCGCUGAAGAAGAUGAAAAUGAGCAUCCAGACUCUGAGGAAGAUGAGAGUCAAACAUUUACCUCACGUUUGGCAAACACAAAGCCUGGUGCUCAACACCCACAACCCCCCAACCUACAGCCCUCACAGCCGAAGCCUGUACUGCCCCAGCCUGUAAUGCCCCAGCCUAUCGUACCCCAGCCCAGGGUGGCUGCUGUGCGGAGCAGGGCUUCAUCCAAAAGAAGAUCUAGAACAGGCAGACGUCAGAUGUGACCACUCAGAGAAACACAUACACAAAACAUGAAGACUAAUGCUGAUGUCACCGAGUUGUUUCCAGCUGCCUCAGGUGUUUGAUGUCCACUCAUCUUAUGUUCCUGUGUCUGCUAAUGACGCUUUGAUAUCCAUUAUUUACACAGGUAUACCAAGAAUGUCAAGAGUUUUUGCUGUAAACCUCUCUUGGCUUCUUAUCUUCCAAUUAUUCCCCAAUAAUAAACUUUA
Lampris incognitus (smalleye Pacific opah) is the source of this 754-nucleotide messenger RNA. RefSeq lists its product as uncharacterized. Lineage: Eukaryota; Metazoa; Chordata; Actinopteri; Lampriformes; Lampridae. Bases 38 to 529 code for a protein of 163 amino acids. The record is from RefSeq and is a predicted model, not a curated record. The transcript is spliced from 10 exons.